Doryrhamphus excisus (bluestripe pipefish) is the source of this 2017-nucleotide messenger RNA. Its product is annotated as inhibin beta B chain. Lineage: Eukaryota; Metazoa; Chordata; Actinopteri; Syngnathiformes; Syngnathidae. The record is from RefSeq and is a predicted model, not a curated record. Gene Ontology annotation, cellular component: extracellular region. Gene Ontology annotation, molecular function: growth factor activity; cytokine activity.
AUAAGACAAAUGUCAGUCCACCUCCCAAACUCUAUCCCUGCGGUUGUGGAGCUUCUCGGUGGUUUCUGUGGGAUGGAAUGGGAGGAAUCAUUCAACAUGUUCUUGUCCCCGCCCCUCCCACGCCCGACUCCUCCCACGUACGUCUAUAAGCACUUGGCGGCCCACGGAGUCCCACAUGCCAGCAUGGACUCACCUUCUCCUCCUCAUCCUCCUCCUCUUCCUCUUCCUCGGCCUCGGUGCAGCAGCGGCAUUCGGACACUGGGAAGUGAGGAAGAUGAUGGAGCCAGAUGAUGGUCGGGAGGCGUGACGUGUUUUUCUUUUGUCAGGUGAUGAAGGUUUCCGUGAGUGAAAAGUGUCGAGCCAAAAGGUCACCAUAAAUAUGUAACAAAGUGCAAGUGGGCUGCUUCUCCCACCCUGGACUUCACUUUGGACGCCACAGACCGAACCGGGACCAAAGUUUCUAUUCCUGCCGAACACAAAAUGACUUGUUGGCUCUUCCGACUGGCUCUGCUCUCCGCUUGCGUCCUCUCCGUCCGCUGCACGCCAGCGCCAAGCGCCGGUACCGGUACCGGUACCGGUACCGAGGGGGAGGCGCGCUGCGCGUCGUGCGGCGUCGCUCGAGCGGAGGACGCGGAGUCCGGCCGCCCGGACGUGGACUUUGUGGAGGCGGUCAAGAGGCACAUCCUGAGCAGGCUGCAGAUGCGGGAGCGGCCCAAUAUCACGCACCCGGUACCGAAAGCCGCCAUGGUGACGGCGCUGCGGAAACUCCACGCCGGGAAGCUCCGGGAGGACGGCAGAGUGGAGAUCCCCAACUUGGACGGACACCCGAUGAGCAACGAGGUCCUGGAGGAGAGCUCGGAGAUCAUCAGCUUUGCAGAAAAAGAUGACCUGGUGACCUCCAAGUCCAGCUUGUUCUUUCUGAUCUCCAGCGAGGGGAACCAGAACCUCUACGUGUCGCAAGCCACCCUCUGGCUCUACUUCAAGCUCCUCCCGCCACCUCUUGAGAUGCGGUCGAAGCGCAAGGUGACGGUGAAGGUGUACUACCAGGAACCGGGCCUGAGCAGCAAGUGGAACCUGGUGGAGAAGCAGGUGGAGCUGAAACGGAGCGGAUGGCACACCUUCAUGCUGACGGACGCCGUGCGGUUAGUGUUUGAACAGGGCGACCGGCGCCAGAACCUGGAUGUGCGCUGCGAGGGUUGCGAGGCGGGCGGCGUCGCGCCCGUGCUCCUCAACCGCAACGACGAGUCGCACCGGCCCUUCUUGGUGGUGCGGGCACGCCAGGUGGAUCCCAAGCAUCGCAUUCGGAAGAGAGGACUGGAAUGCGACGGCAGCAGCAGCCUGUGCUGCCGCCAGCAGUUCUACAUCGACUUCCGACUCAUAGGCUGGAACGACUGGAUCAUUGCACCGUCGGGCUACUUUGGGAACUACUGCGAAGGGAACUGCCCCGCCUACAUGGCGGGCGUCCCCGGGUCGGCGUCGUCAUUCCACACGGCCGUGGUCAACCAGUACCGCAUGAGGGGGAUGAGCCCCGGAUCCAUGAACUCCUGCUGCAUCCCCACCAGACUGAGCACCAUGUCCAUGCUCUACUUCGAUGACGAGUACAACAUCGUCAAGCGGGACGUUCCCAACAUGAUCGUAGAGGAGUGCGGCUGCGCUUGACCCUUUCAGGCGGACGCGGACACUCGGACACACGGAGCUGACCGUGCGACCAUGAGGAGGAGUACCGCCCCCCACCCCGCCCCCCACCGUGCACUUGCAUAUAAGCCUGUACAUAUAUUUAUGUUUGUGGAUGUAUUUGCAUGGUUGUGUGCUGGGUCAGGACCUUUUCGUCCUUCCGAAGUCGCCACCAGCCAAUCACAGAACGGCAAAGUGUCAACUCUCACCCAAAAGCACUUGCAGAUCCAAAUGCCUUCCGUGAGCGCUAGGUGGCGCCUCGCCAAUCAAGUGCCGCAUGAGCUAUGCAAAAUAUUCUAUUUAGCACACAGCAAACACGCCACAAACUAUCAGCAAUACUUGA